Molecule: messenger RNA, 1946 nt
Organism: Argentina anserina (silverweed cinquefoil)
Lineage: Eukaryota; Viridiplantae; Streptophyta; Magnoliopsida; Rosales; Rosaceae
Exons: 2
Coding region: 158-595 (145 amino acids)
Source: RefSeq, a predicted model, not a curated record
AAUACCUACCCCCACCCCUCACGUUUUCGUUGUUAGUUUGUUAGGCUUUUUGGGAUUUUGAGAGUUAGUUUUCUGAGAGAGAGAGAGAGAGAGAGAGAGAGAGAGAGAAGGCGGAGUUUGGUGGUGGUGAGCUCGGUUGCGUUGAAGCACAAUUGCAAUGGAGGUCAAUGGGAAAUCUGUGGUAGCAGGACCUGCUAAUGUUAUCUUUCUGUCGACGAUUUUGGGCCGGGAUGGGCCAAUGUCUGUUCAUAAGUGUGACUGGAAGUGUCAGAAUGAGCAUGUCUUUGGGAACAUGUAUCGCUGCAAGGUGACUGGGCUCACUCACAUUUGCGACAAGAAUUGCAACCAGAGGAUUCUUUAUGAUAACCACAGCUCCCUUUGCCGCGCAAGUGGGAAGGUUUUCCCCCUCACACCAGUGGAGGAACAGGCGGUGAGAGGGGUCCGGAGGAAGCUUGAGUCAGAGGCCCCUGCUGCAGACAAUUGUUCUUUUAAGCGCAGGCGUGAUGCACAGUUCCAUCCUUCCCCUUUCGAGAGAUCUUUCACUACCGCCAGUCUGAUCUGCAGCAAAGUUGGAGAUGGCAUGGACUUGAGCUAGAGAAAUAUAAGAUAAAUAAAUGACUCUUAUGCUUACCGUAAUCUUGUUCCUUUAAUAUCUUUUCUUAUUUACCUUUUAUGGAACAAAUAUUGAUGAUGAACUUGAUGAGUACUCUUUAAGUGGUGGACCUUAUGCGUCCCACCCGCCUGUAGGAACUAUCUAUAUUUGUAGUCCUGUUUACUGCAAUUUAACUCUUCCACUAGCUUGACAUUGCAAGAGGGCAUGUGAAUGGUGGUGGUGGUGGUGGUGGGUGGGGGGUGUUUAACUGCAUUCAGUAUUUAAUGUCUCAUCUUCUUAAGUUACUGGUCUGGAUUCUGAGUUUAUAUUUGGUUGUUGUUUGUAUUACUUGUUUCAUGAUUGGACUUUGACUUGUAAUAAUCCCAUUAAUUCUGCCUACCCUACUCCCAAUAUCUUAUUACAUUUGGUUCUCUUUGUGACGAUCAUGUUACAAAAGAUCAUUCGUGAUAUGUAACUAAUUUUCUACAUUUGGAUGAGUAUUUUCAUGGAUUUUGCAUUGUUAUCUGGUGCGAUGUUAUGCUCUGUUUCUUUUUCCUGUCUAGUUUAUUACAGGUUACAGAUAUGACCAGGUUUUCUGUUUUCAUUCUGUUAUUUGUUUCAUUCAUCUUAUAUUUUCUUUUAAUUGUUUAUUUUGAUAUAUACGGUCUGAAUUCACUGUCGCUUGUGCAGGGCUUGAAUCAUGUGCUGUGAAGGAGUGAUAAACUAUGCUUGUUUAUAAUGAACAUUGUAUUAUGUGUGAAAAGUUUAUAAUCUGGCUUCUGAUGGAUAUCUUUUCCUUCUCUCAUGCAGGUAAUGUAUCAUUGCUUGGAGAACAACGCUUUUAUUAGUGAUGCUGAUGAACCUACCUGACUCUUCUAAGCAUACAUUGAAGGAAUGAUUGUAGGAUUGCAUUUCGAUUCAUGAAGAUGUAGUUAGGUCAGUCAUGCUGGUUAAAUUAGAAGGCUAGUUACAUGGAGAGCAUAUGACCCAACAUGGUAACUAAUCAAUGCCAUCUACCUCUGUCUGUUGUUCCUCUCCAUGACUGGCUCUAGGACGAUGACUUCAAUUUGGCUUGUCCAAGUCUUAAGUGGCACAGAAAUGCAGCAAAAGUUGAAGCCAGACAGAAUGAAAGGACAAGCGUAAAAGCUUAUUCUAGACAAAACUGAAUGUCUAAACGUGGCGGAAAGCCGUGUUGUGUGAACCACAUGGCAGGAAGCUUUGUUCAGGGGACCAUGAUUCUUCUGUUACUUUGUCUUGAUCCAUUCUGUGUUCAAUGUAAUUGACAGAAAUCUUUCAGCACUAAUAUGCUGUUCAUUUUUCAUCAAUAGAUAUCAGUCAGAAAUUUUUGUUUCCA